This is a messenger RNA of Polypterus senegalus (gray bichir), 3568 nucleotides long. RefSeq names its product coiled-coil domain-containing protein 81-like. The coding region runs from base 962 to 2971 and encodes 669 amino acids. The record is from RefSeq and is a predicted model, not a curated record. Gene Ontology annotation, cellular component: centrosome. The transcript is spliced from 15 exons. NCBI's taxonomy places the organism in Eukaryota, Metazoa, Chordata, Cladistia, Polypteriformes, Polypteridae.
UUUUUAAUAAGUGCUAUCUUCUCAUCAGGUGACAAAUCAUUUUGCUGCCUGGGUUCAGAAUCCUCAGUAUACUUUGUACAACUGCUUUUUCUUGCAACCUUUGUAUUCUGCUUAAAAUUGUGGAAAGUCUGGAAUAUAAGAUGCAUAUAAUGACCCAUCUGUUUGGAUUCUGGGAUGAAUGAUGACCUGAUCUGGGUAAAAUCUUGAUGGUAAAACAGGUAUUGCCCUUGUCGAUGAUGACCUUGUCAGUAUUCCAAGCAACAUCCAACUUGGGCCCUAAUAUUCUCAAGGAGUAUGUAAGCCAGUCGACUUUGCGUGGCCUCUGGUCGUCUGUGUGAUAAAUGUGGAGGCAACGAGCGAGCAGGGAAGUCUACCAUAUGCAUUACUGCUGCUUGCACGAUCAGUGACAUUUCAGGAUACAUUUUUAGUACUACAAAAUGAUUGAAACUGUGCUUCUUGGAAUCCAUGAGGGGGAAAUUAACUGAGAUUUCUGAUUAUAUUCUACGUGUGUAUUAACAUUUCCUGCUAGUCGAACGUAAUUUAUUUACUGAAUAUACUUUAAUUAACUUUACCUACUGCAGGUUCUCAUAUCCAUUUUGUUGUUGGUGAUAACGUGGUUUAGUUUAAGUGAAAGGGCUAUUUUAGAUGUAAACUCUGAAAAAAUAUGUUUUAAACGCGUGGACGGGUUGAAGUUGAGGGCCAGUGUUAGUACAACGGUGACUGUCGCGCGCCCCUUUUUACGUGCGCCCGACUGUCCCAAGUUAAGUGCGCGCGACGCGCAGGGCGUUCAUCAACCCAUCACCCCUGGCAACCGCGCAUUGUUUCUAGUGGUGUCCUCGGAGACGCGAAUGGCCAGAUAAAAGUAGAGACUGCAAGAAAGUAAGGAAGCUCCUGCUACACGUUUACUGCUGAAUGCACGAGCAUUGGCAUUUUUAAGAUAGUUUCCACUAUCCAUUUAAAAAUGAUUGAAACUGUCCUCCACGGAGUCCGUGAGGGGGAGAAGAACUCUCUGCUUACGCUGUCUAAACUCUCCGAAAGCGAUAUUGACAUCAUUUGGACACACAUUUUGUCAUUCAUCGAAGGGCAGAUGGCUCUUCAGAAGGGUGUCAAUGUCCCAGGACUGGGAAUGUUCACUUUCUCUCAGUACAAAUUAGACAUAGGACAUAAAUCACUUAUGACACAAAGGCCAGUAUUUCAGCUUUCUGAAAAAUUAGCACAAACUCAUGGAUUGGAGCAAUACAGAUUACCCAGUGCAGGGGAUGUACCAGUUGUCCCGUUGAACUUCACAAGCAUUGCCUUGGAGAGCUCUUUUGAUCGAGACACAGUCGAAGGAUGUAUGAGAGAUACACUUCUACUCUUGUCCCGCACCCUUGCUUCCAAACGAAAUGUUUUAUUUAAUUUUCGUGGAAUUGGUGUUCUCUCUGUACGUAAUGGAAAAGUAAAGAUGAAAUUUUACCGGGAUUUCCUCAACUCCAUGGACACCAGUGGCAACUUAUUAAAUUCUCUGUGUAAUAGACCAGGAACAUGUGACUCUGUAAUAUCAAGUCGAGAAAUGUGGCCGCAAAGACCUGGAACAAGUAACACAGUCCUGUUUCCAAGUAUCCAAUCCAAUGAAUUAAUUCAAAAGAAGAAGAUGGAACAAAUUAAAGAAGAGCAGAGAGAGAAUGAAGAAACAGAAAGUGAUCAAAAUGAAGAAAAUGAGUUAAUGAAGGAGCAAGAAAAAGGAGAUUCCUUUAUCAACAGAAAUGUGACUAGUCGACAAGCUCUUCAUCCAGCAAAAGUGACUUGGAUCAGCCUCACAGACAACCUACAAGAGGAAGCAAGGCCUAAAACUUCACCAGAAAGGAUUAUCUCUGAAUUCCCAAUACAGCAAUCACUUAAUGAGAGACAGGAGCAAGAAUAUGUGAAACCACGAAUACAAAGUCAUCAACAGUCCUUGGGUUCAGCCUGUGUUAGUCAUGGUCGUGCAGGACAGGAGCUGUGUUACUUGUGCAUGCAACGAGCUCAAAACAAUGUGCCAGUAUCUUUUGCUGAGGAGAGACAGCGUAAGGAAAAAGAUGAUGAACGUGUGCUUAUACAGUAUCAGCAGCAGAAAGACCAAAAUGAACUGCUGAAGCAGCAGGCUCAAUUAUUGGCUGCCAGAGAACAAAAUCAGAAAGUGUCGUCUUUCAACCUUGGUGUUUCAGAAGCUAUUAGAAACAGAAAGAAUGCACGAUCAAUUGAUUUUCAAAAUUCCUAUAUUUUGUUGAAGAGGCCUUUGACUCCACCACGCUUUCCCAAACAACAGCAAUAUCACCACAACCUUGCUCAGCAGGUGGAAAUGCGUAAGGAGAAGGAGUCUAAAAGAAAACAAGAUGAAGAUUUUCUUGACCGACUUGAACAAGUGCAGCUAGCUGAAGAUCUUGCUGCUGAAAAGGAAAAACGUUUGACUAAAAAAGUUGAAAGCAUCUCUGCAUAUCAAAAGCAACUUGAUGCCCAGCUGAAGUCAAAGCCACCUGGUGUACCUAAGUUUGAGCCAGAUUCUGAUGGCCCUAUCUUUGGCAUUCAUGACCUAACCAAUGAGAAACUGCUACAGAAGAGACAGCGUGCUCACCAAAUCUACAGACAACAACUGGAGGAAUCUGCCAAGAAGAAGAGAGAUGCUCUUUUCAAUCACAUUAUGGAGCAGAAGAAGGAGCAGGACUUGCUUGAGAAAUCUAGGAGAGAACUGAUUACGGACCGUAUGUCUCGCUAUGAGAAGCUCAGCCAUAUACGAAAGUCUCUGCAGGACGACUGGGCACGAAGUAUUGAGACCAAGCACCAGCGCGAGCAACAAGAGGAGCAGUACACCAAGUCAGGAGGCAUGUUGUUACUGGACCAGUGUGAAAAAUAUAGACGCUGUUUCCAGUGCAAAAGACGCCCAAGUAACUGUGGUGAAUCUAACAUCUGGAAAGAAUCGAGGUACAUCCCUGGAUCACGACUGAUGGUGUAGAAAUGAAUAAUUGAAGCUGCGUUAUUUUCUUGUGUGUACUGUUCCUUCUGUGCUCUCUGCGGCAGCUGUGCAUACAGUCGCUCUGACUGGAAGCUUACGCUGCAUGACGCCGGGUUUUGAUUGUAGUCCACUUUUUCUGUUUCAAUUUCAGGCAAGUUCUUAGGUGCUUGACAUUCACUGCCUUGCAUAACCCAUCAUACUGCAUACGAGUCAAACUGCUAGAAAAAUAUUUGUUUUUCAGUUUGAGGUUAACAAGUACUAAUCACAAAAUUUCGGAGUGAUUAACCGUUUAAAAGUACAUGUUGGUCAGACUUCUGAGUGAGAAUGUCACUGUACUCUGCACAUGUGCCAAUGCUGUUACUACUACUACUACCAAGCGAAUAUAUUUUGCACUGUUUUAUUGUGUCACCCAUCAUUAAGUCACAAGCAUGAGAUGACUAAACGGUCCUGCAUUCUGUUAGGCCACAAAGCCUCAACAUCUGUAAGAUUCGCGAGUACAGGAUAGCCUGUGCGGUGGGUGUCAGUUCAAUUUUAAACAUGAUGUGCCAUGGGGUCUGCUAGAGCUUGAAAGAGGCAGCACUGCUGGACGUCAAAAAA